AUGGUGGAAUUUUUAGUGGAUCAGGGUGCAGAGGUAAAUUUACGAAAUAACCAAAAUAACUCAGCUCUUCAUUUAUCAGCUUAUAAAGGAAAUAUCAGAAUUGCGGGAGUUUUACUAAGUAAAGGUGUUGAUAUUAAUGCACAAACCAACGAUGGAGAUUCGCCUUUAAUGUUGGCGACUGGCAAUGAUCAUACAAAGAUGGUGGAAUUUUUAGUACAUCAGGGUGCACAUGUAAAUCUACGAAAUAACAAAUGUCACUCGGCUCUUCAUAUAGCAUCUGAUAAAGGAAAUAUUAAAAUUGUAGAAUGUCUAAUAAGUAAAGGUGCCGAUAUUAAUGCAAAAACAAACAAUGGAGAUUCGCCUUUAUUUUUGGCGGCUAGAAAUGAUCAUACAGAAAUUGUAAAAUUUCUAGUUGAUCAGUGCAGUGCAGAUGUAAAUAUACGAAAUAACCAUGAUAUCUCAGCUCUUCAUUUUGCAGCCGAUAAAGGAAAUAUUGAAAUUGCUGAAGUUCUACUUAGUAAAGGGUCAAAUAUAAAUGCACCAGGCGUGAAAGGAGAGACGCCUUUACUUAUUGCAUUUUUAAACAACCGGGUGGAAAUGGUUGAAUUUCUAUUAUCUAAAGGAGCAAAAAAACUAAUAAACACGCUUUAG
Messenger RNA from Brassicogethes aeneus, 651 nucleotides. The record is from the annotation of a GenBank genome assembly. NCBI's taxonomy places the organism in Eukaryota, Metazoa, Arthropoda, Insecta, Coleoptera, Nitidulidae.